This is a messenger RNA of Rubroshorea leprosula, 598 nucleotides long. Lineage: Eukaryota; Viridiplantae; Streptophyta; Magnoliopsida; Malvales; Dipterocarpaceae. The record is from the annotation of a GenBank genome assembly.
AUCAAAGCAAAAUUAAAGGGGAAAGUUGUAGUUCCAACUACGUACAAUGGAAGAAGUUAAGCCAAGAGAAAGAUGAAAUUUGGCACUAAUAAUCAAUGCCACCCCAGUCAUUUCAAGAGCAACCCGAACCACAUCGGCUUCUUCAAGUUCUUGAACGCCGCCGCAACUUCACUGAAGAAAGUCAUCGCCGAUGUGUUUUUGCCAUUUGGGGUCAUCGUCUAUGUCAUCCCUGGUGAAUCGCUUCUCGCCGACGGUGUAGACGUCGCAGGCUUUUGUUUCUGUGAAAGGAAAGAUUUUCUGGAGCUUUGGGAAAAAAAACAAAAAGCCGGCGGCGUAGCCCAGGACGUUUCCGACCGCCAUGAAGAAGGAGGCCCAGGCGUUCACCGUCCCAAUCAUUCGGUGGUUGUUCGCAGAAAAGUCGGCGAGAAAUGCGCGGCAUUGGCCUUAGAGCAUGUUGUCCGUCUCAUCGAGAAACCGGAAGCCCUAGACGAAGAAGACCAGAGCCCUGGGCUUUGAGGGCUUAUCCGAGGAAUCGCCAGCCCAGUACCCUAUAUAUCUUUAGCAAAACCGACGAAGAACACGGCCAUGACGAUGCUAA